This is a messenger RNA of Nothobranchius furzeri (turquoise killifish), 2556 nucleotides long. NCBI's taxonomy places the organism in Eukaryota, Metazoa, Chordata, Actinopteri, Cyprinodontiformes, Nothobranchiidae. The record is from RefSeq and is a predicted model, not a curated record.
AUCCGGAACUGGACUUUGCUGCCCUACACAGUGAGGCUCUACUCCUGGAAGACGAGCAGCAUGGCCAAAGGGGUAUGGAUGCCAUGUGCAGUGCUACAUUUGGUGAGUCUCGACAACACUACUUUGAAUUGGAAAGAGACUCUAAAACAGGAGAUCUUGAAUGAGGUGAAAGACCAAAUGAAGGGGCUUGCCCAAGAAAUGAUGAGUGAAAUUAAAGCUCUCCUACGCCCCCCUGAACGAAAUUACACGCCCAGACAUCAUGGAUCCAUGACAAGACCACGGGUUUGUGCCCAGAGAGAUGAGUGGACCCGGGAUGGAAGGCCGAUAUGCAGACAGUGUAGGCAGGUGGGUCACAUGGCGAGGUCUUACCAAGCUGCCAGCGUCCCACAUACACCAGCUUUAAACUAGCUCCCCCUGCUGCUGAGGCCCAAGCAGUAGGGACAGCCCAGCAGGCUGGCCACCAGGGGGCCACCACGCAGUUUGUUGGGAAAUGUCCAACAAUUGAAGUUUGUGUUGGAGGAGUAACAAUGACAGGAUUGCUAGACACCGGCUCACAAGUGACGUUACUGCAACAGCAAGUCAUGGAACAACACUUCUCACAGGUUGAACAAGGGACGGCCCCUUUGGUGCUAAAGCUGAAAGCUGCCAAUGGUCUUGACAUUCUAUAUUCAGGUUAUGCCAUUGAUUUUGAGAUUCAGGGUGUACAUAUUCCAGAGAAGGGUGUUGUCAUUGUUAAGGACGACUGCUCCACCCACCCACUGCUGAUAGUCAUGAAUGUCAUUGGGGCCUGUUGGGAUGUGGUUUUUAAAAACGGAAACCUCUCUUUGUCCCCCCGACAGGAACCCCAGCAAGCAUGUCAAGAGGCUUUGGCAGAAUGUCAACCAACCGCUGUAGCCUCCGGGGAUGGGUUCCUAGGCUAUAUUUGGCCUGUUGGACGGCAGGCCAUUAAAGUACCGCCCAGAAGCGAGAUGAUUGUUUGGGGACGCGAUGGGGGAAGAACACGCAAAUCAAACUACAUUGCCCUAGUGGAGGCUACGCCAGUUGUAGAAGCCUGGGGGGUAGCUAGAACCCUAUCUGUGGUGCAAGGGGGAAGAGUCCCGGUUCGUCUUUGUAACCCCCACCCUUACCCAGUCACCAUAGGAUGGAACCAGAAGCUGGGCCGACUAUAUCAGGUGGAGGAGACUGAUGUCAAGGGGCCUCGUGACCUCAGCUUGACUAUGUGUCCGGAUGGCAUCGUGGAGGUGGGCGUGGUAGAUGUGCACCAUUUGGACUCGGAGGAGCCUACGGAAGAGGUGGGACAGGCCAGUAUUGGCCAGAAUUUGACCUCCCAACAGCAGGCUAGGCUUCAAGCUCUCCUGCAUAAGUGGAAGAAGGCUUUUGCAGAUGAUGAAGAAGAUUUUGGCCAAACGGAUUUGGUCCAGCAUCGUAUUCACACCGGAGAUGCUCCACCCAUCAAGGAGAGGUACAGACCAUCACCACCUUCAAUGUACCAGGAGAUCAAGUUGCUACUCACAGACAUGCUAGAGAAGGGUGUGGUUCAUGAGAGCUGUAGUCCCUGGGCGGCACCGAUAGUCCUGGUCAAAAAGAAAGAUGGCAGUUGGAGAUUUUGUGUGGACUAUCGCAAGCUUAAUUCUGUCACUCAUAAAGAUGCGUUUCCGCUCCCCCGUAUCGAAGAGACGUUGACCAGUCUGACCGGGGCUGAGUGGUUUUCCACGUUAGACCUAGCCAGUGGCUAUUGGCAGGUCACCAUGGACCCCAGAGGUCGAGAGAAAACGGCUUUUACCACACCUAUGGGACUCUUUGAGUUCGAGCGGAUGCCUUUUGGCCUUUGCAAUGCACCUGCUACUUUCCAGCGCCUAAUGCAACAGUGCUUGAGUGGCCACCUAGCUGAGUGUCUGCUGGUGUAUUUGGAUGAUGUGAUAAUCUAUUCAGCUGAUUUCUCCUCUCACCUGCAGCAUUUGGACGAGGUUUUCCAGAGGCUGGUGCAGCAUGGGCUCAAACUCUGAAGAGACAAGUGCAAGUUAUUUCAACAUGAGGUGAAGUUCCUGGGGCAUGUGGUCGAUAAGGCGGGGGUAAGACCAGAUCCGGAGAAAACAUCUGCAGUUGUAAAUUGGCCAGUACCGUCCACUGUGCGGGAGGUUAGAGCUUUCCUCGGUUUGGCCGGCUAUUAUAGACGCUUCGUGCCCAAUUUUGCUAAGAUCGCCCACCCCAUAACAUCACUUCUGACUGGCAUUCCUGUCAAGAGGUCCACCAUUUCAAUACAGUGGACCCCAGAAUGCCAAAUUGCAUUUUAACAACUGAAGGCUGCGUUGACCCAGCCCCCUGUUUUGGCCUAUGCUGACUUCACCAAGCCUUUUGUUGUUUAUACAGAUGCCAGCAAUCAAGGUCUUGGUGCUGUCCUGGCUCAAGUACAGGAGCAUCAGGAACGUGUGAUCACCUGCGCCAGCCGGAGCUUGCACCCAACGGAGAAAAAUGAUGCGAACUAAAAACUGGAACUGUUGGCACUGAAAUGGGCAAUUACUGAAAAAUGAAAGGACUAUCUGACUGGAGCAAAAU